AUGUUUUGGCCCUUCAUAAGUCGAUACCCAGAGCGUAGAGUCGCCGACGUGGCUGGCAAGAGCUACGACUACAUCAUAGUCGGGGACCCCAAUGUUAGCGUCCUCGUCAUAUCCAAGGGCAAAGUCAAGGACGACUGGUUGAGUAGCAUGCCCAUUGUUGGCAACGCAAGAGAAAACUACGGGUCAGACAUCGAUACCAUCCCUUCAGAACCCGACGAACAAUGGAACGGCGUUCCGGUCAGAUACUUCGCGUCGCAGGCGCUCGGCGGGGCAUCCAUACACAACGGGCUGCAGUACACGCGCGGACCUCCCGCCAACUACAACCACUGGGCAGCUCUCGGCAACGACCAAUGGAGUUUCGAGAAUAUCGAGGAAGCAGCAAAGGACAUGAAUUUGCCCGUGCGAAACGACAUCAACAACCCGGACGCCCCGCCAGAAGCCUUAUUUGAGAUCGAGCACAUGAUCACCAAGACUGGACAUCGCAACUCCGCCCAGGUGGGCUAUCUGCCCAAGUCGCUUGUGCUGGAGCGCCAGGAAACCCUCACCAUUUGCAGCGGCGCCGUGGCCACGAGACUCCAAUUCAACCAAGAUGGAACAGAAGCGAUCGGUGUAUACAUCUUGGAUCGCCUUGACCAAAAGUCGGCGAAAGAGUGUCUUGUCAGUGCAAAUAGGGAGGUCAUUGUCAGCUGCGGUGCCCUAUUCAGCCCCCAGUUUCUCAUGCUGAGUGGAAUUGGCCCCAAGGAACAGCUUGAACAACACAAGAUCCCCUUGGUGCGAGACAUGCCCGGAGUAGGAGCAAACCUCAACGACCACAUCGCCUUCAGCAUCGCCUUUCAAGUCCGCCUCGCUGAUUCUUACAUCCGCCUACUCAACCCUCUAAUUGCCAUCUGGCACCUUCUUCUCUUCAUAUUCACGAAGACGGGCAUUUUCUCACGUUCAGGUGCUCGACUGUGCGCCUUUCUUUCCAGCGAGAAUAUCGACGAGAAGACCAUGACGCUGAAGCCACCCAGGAAUGCCUCCGAUGAGCAGCGCAGGAGGGAUCCGCAUCUUCCAGAGAACGCCCCCGAUGUGGAGCUUCUGUUCAUCAACGCGGCGUUCGACUAUGAGAGGGGAAAGGGGUACUGCGGCUUCCAGACGUGUCUCGUCCAGCCAUUUUCAAGGGGUCGGAUCGAAUUGGCGUCUUCAGACCCCCUGGCCUUUCCCAAGUUUUACUCUCAGUUCCUCACGGAUCCGCGCGACUGGGCGGUGGCGCGAAAGGCAGCCCGUUUCGCGAUGAACUACGUCGAGACGUUCCGAAAAUCCAAGUAUCCUUUCAACUCCACCUGGCAUAUUGCUCCUGGAGUCCAGCGAGGAAGUAUGGAGGGCAGUUGGAAAGACGUGUCGGAUAAGGAGAUGGACAGGUUUCUCAGAGAGCGGCUGCUCAACUUCUAUCACCCGACCUCAACCUGCCAUAUGGGCUUGGAGAAGGAUGGCGCUGUCGUUGGCCAGGAUUUGAAGGUUCACGGGUUCAAGAAUCUGAGGAUCGCAGACGCGAGCGUGUUUCCGAUGGUCACCAGUGCCCACACCACGGCACCAGUCUACAUGGUUGCAGAGAGAUGUGCUGAUUUCAUCAAGAAUGAUUGGUCGAAAGAGAGUCACUGA
Colletotrichum chrysophilum is the source of this 1641-nucleotide messenger RNA. RefSeq lists its product as uncharacterized. Bases 1 to 1641 code for a protein of 546 amino acids. The record is from RefSeq and is a predicted model, not a curated record. Lineage: Eukaryota; Fungi; Ascomycota; Sordariomycetes; Glomerellales; Glomerellaceae. The transcript is spliced from 4 exons. Gene Ontology annotation, molecular function: oxidoreductase activity, acting on CH-OH group of donors; flavin adenine dinucleotide binding.